Molecule: messenger RNA, 2874 nt
Organism: Plectropomus leopardus (leopard coralgrouper)
Lineage: Eukaryota; Metazoa; Chordata; Actinopteri; Perciformes; Serranidae
Source: RefSeq, a predicted model, not a curated record
AACAGAUCGGUUUGUCGGUGAGACCAGCUGCUAAAAACAAGCCGAAAAAGAGGAUAAUAUCUGUUUUUAUCGACCACGGAGGGAAACUUUCGUCGAUAAUCCUUCCAUCGGAGGGAAAUGUUUCAGUAGGAGUUAUUCUGACACAUCAACAAAAUGUCGGGGAACAACUUGGUUCUACCCAUAGUGCUCUGGGGCCGCACGGCUCCCACCCACUGCAUCAGCAGCCUGCUGGUGAUGGACGACUUCAGCACCAUCAUCACCGGCUGCCACGACGGACAGAUCUGUCUCUGGGACAUGACGCCUGAGCUGGAGAUUUGUCCGCGGGCCAUGUUGUUUGGUCACACGGCCUCCAUCACCUGUCUGUCUAAAGCCAGCGCGUGCAGCGACAAACAGUACAUCGUCAGCGCAUCAGAGAGCGGAGAGAUGUGUUUAUGGGACGUAAACGAUGGACGCUGCAUUGAAUUCACCAAGCUGGCCUGUGCUCACACUGGCAUACAGUUCUACCAGUUCACCAUCGGCACCGAGAGGGAGGGACGCCUGCUUUGCAAUGGCCACUACCCAGAAAUCCUUGUGGUUGACGCCACCAGCCUUGAGGUCCUGUACUCGCUGGUGUCCAAAAUCUCUCCUGACUGGAUCAGCUCCAUGAGCAUCAUCCGGUCCCACCGGACACAAGAGGACACCGUGGUGGCCGUGUCAGUGACCGGGAUUUUAAAGGUCUGGAUCAUCACAGCUGAGGUCAGCAAGAUGCAGGACCUGGAUCCAGUGUUUGAAGAAGAGUCCAAGCCCAUCUACUGUCAGGGCUGUCAGAGUAUUUCCUUCUGCACCUUCACUCAGAGCAGCCUGCUGGUCGUCUGCUCCAAAUACUGGAGGGUGUUUGACGCCGGCGACUACUCGUUGCUCUGCUCGGUGCCCAGCGACAACGACCAGGCGUGGACCGGAGGAGAGUUCAUCGCCGCAGACAAAGUCAUCAUCUGGACCGAAGACGGCUGCAGUUACAUCUACAAGCUGCCUGCCAGCUGUCUGUCUGCCAGUGAACAUUUCCGUAGCGAUGUUGGGAAAACCAAAGAAGGCUCGAUCCCUCCGCUGGUCUACAGCAUCGCCGACCGCUCAGACAAACAGCUCCUGAUCUGUCCUCCUGUGACUCACUUCUUUUUCGGCCGACGGGAGCCCUUCCAUAAGCUGCUGAUCCAGGGAGACUCAGCGGGCAGACUGUCCCUGUGGAGCAUCCCGGACACCUCGCCUCUGCAGCCGCUGUCGACCGCUGCAGAGCUGCAGGUGUCGUCCACCAUCAGUCUCCAGGAGGCGUUUGAUAAGUUGACCCCCGUGUCUGCAGGGAUCAUCGACCAGCUCAGCACUCUGCCUGGAAAAGACGGACCCAUCAAGGUGACCGCCAGCGUGUACAUCCCGUCUCAGGGUCGCCUGGUGUGCGGGAGAGAAGACGGCAGCAUCAUCCUGGUUCCUGCAACUCAGACCGCCAUCGUCCAGCUGCUGCAGGGCGAACACAUGCUCAGGAGAGGCUGGCCGCCCCAUCGCACCCUGCGAGGUCACCGGAACAAGGUGACAUGCGUCCUGUAUCCGUACCAGAUCUCGCCCCGCUACGACCAGCGCUCGCUGGUGUCCGGAGGAGUGGACUUCUCCGUCAUCGUCUGGGACAUUUUCACCGGAGAGAUGAAGCACAUUUUCUGUGUCCACGGAGGAGAGAUCACCCAGCUCAUCGUGCCGCCGGAAAACUGCAGCACUCGGGUGCAGCACUGCGUCUGCUCGGUGGCCAGCGACCACUCUGUCGGCCUGCUCAGCCCGGAGAGGAAGUGCAUCAUGCUGGCGUCACGACACCUCUUCCCCAUCCAGGUCAUCAAGUGGCGUCCGGCAGACGACUACCUGGUGGUGGGAUGCUCGGACGGCUCCGUCUACGUCUGGCAGAUGGACACGGGGGCCUUGGACCGUUGUGUGAUGGGCAUAACGGCGGUGGAGAUCCUGAACGCCUGUGACGAGCUGGCUCCGGCCACCGUGGACGCUCUGAGCCACUCGGCUGUGAACCUGAAGCAGGCGAUGACUCGCCGCAGCCUGGCGGCCCUGAAGAACAUGGCUCAGCACAAACUGCAGACGCUCGCCACCAACCUGCUGGCUGCAGACAACGCCGAUAAGGGCAACCUGCCAAAAUACUCCCAUAAUGCCCUGGUGGUCCAAGCGAUGAAGACCAACCUGACGGACCCCGACAUGCACGUGCUGUUCUUCGACGUGGAGGCGGUGAUCAUCCAGCUGCUGACGGAGGAAGCCCAGAGACCGAACCCCAUGCUGGUGUCUCCGGAGACGCUGCAGAAGAGCCAGGCGGGCGCCGACAAGGGCGGGUCCUUCCUCGCCAACAAGAUCUUCAAACAGGUGAAGGAGACGAUGAAGGAGACCAUCAAGGAGCACCUGUUGGAUGAAGAUGAAGAGGAGGAGGAGGAGAUGAGGAGGCGGGAGGAGAAGUCCAAGUCUCUGAGUCUGCUGGAGUACAAUCUGACGAUGGACACGGCCAAACUCUUCAUGUCCUGCUUGCACGCCUGGGGUCUCAACGAGCAGCUGGACGGCAUCUGUCUGGAGCGACUGGGCAUGCUCAGACCGCACUGUCCCAUCUCCUUCGGCCUGAUCUCCAGAGGAGGUCACAUGUCCCUCAUGCUGCCCACAUUUAAGGAGUCCUUGCUGCGGCAGUUGUCCCUGGCGACGGGUCUGAAGCUGACUCUGACCGACAUCGUGGGGAAGGGGACGUACGGCGUGUCGAGGGCCGUCACCACACAGCACCUGCUGUCUGUCAUCUCACUGGCCAACACUCUGAUGGGAAUGACCAACGCCACCUUCGUCGGAGAGCACAUGAAGAAAGCGCCAGUCAGGUAA